Molecule: messenger RNA, 507 nt
Organism: Gamsiella multidivaricata
Lineage: Eukaryota; Fungi; Mortierellomycota; Mortierellomycetes; Mortierellales; Mortierellaceae
Exons: 1
Coding region: 43-411 (122 amino acids)
Source: RefSeq, a predicted model, not a curated record
UUUUUUUUUUUUCUCUACCCGCUAGACAAAGUACAAAGUUGUAUGAAAAAACCUUACGUUGAGAGGUUGCUGUUGUGUCUGAUUAUAACAUCACGACUGGACACAGAUCGCCAAAUCGGCCAUCUAAACUUUGCUAAGACGCGAUCCUGUAGACUAUCGUCUUCUAUGAGAGAAGCAAACUCAAUGAAUCAUGGGGAAGCGGAUGAUGUGGAUCGACAGUCGAUGUUCCGAAGUGCUACUCCUGGUCUGCGGUCCAAGUAUUCCUUCUAUCAUCUUCCAGGCAAGGAUCGUAUCUAUACUUUUACGGAACUGGGAAGGGAAAAAAAUUCAUCGAUCGGUCACAGAGAACAAACACGGUUGCACAUUUUUUCAGGCACACAUAUUAAGCCGCAACUUUGCAGAACAGUCUAGCACCUAGUGUUUAUCGUCAUCAUGGAACAGUUUUUGUCCCCACCCCCCAUUCCAACCCCAUCCAGAAUAAGGGAAAUUGUUCAAUAUUGCUCCAAG